AUGUCAGCGGCCUUGUGCAUUGCAGCAGCUUUCUUUGUUCUCAUCAUUGCACGUUGGGUUUACAACUGGAGAAAUCCCAUAUGCAAGGGAGUACUCCCUCCUGGUUCUAUGGGAUGGCCACUUCUAGGCGAAACUCUUAAAUUUUUUUCUCCCAGCACUACUUUCGAUGUUCAUCCCUUCGUCAAGGAGAGAAUGAAGAGGCACGGUCCAAUAUUUCGCACUAGUUUGGUUGGACGGCCUAUUAUAGUAUCUACAGACUCAGAUCUUAACUACUACAUCUUUCAGCAAGAGGGACAAUUGUUUCAAAGUUGGUACCCUGACACUUUCACUGAGAUCUUUGGAAGGCAGAAUGUAGGUUCAUUACAUGGUUUCAUGUAUAAGUACCUUAAGAACAUGGUGCUGAACCUGUUUGGUCCUGAAGCCCUUAAAAAAAUGCUCCCUGAUGUCGAACAAGCAGCAACUAGAAAAUUAAAGAGGUGGUCGAGCCAGAAAUCUGUUGACAUGAAGGAAGCAACAGCAAGUUUGAUAUUUGAUCUGACUACAAAAAAAUUAAUCAGUCAUGACCCAGAGAAGUCCUCAGAGAAUCUAAGGGAAAACUUUGUAGCUUUCAUCCAGGGUUUAAUCUCUUUCCCUGUAGAUAUUCCUGGAACAGCCUAUCAUAAGUGCUUACAGGGAAGAAAGAAGGCAAUGAAGAUGCUGAAGUCCAUGUUGGAAGAAAGAAGAGCAAAGCCAAGAGCGCACCAAAGUGAUUUCUUUGAUUACGUCCUCCAAGAACUUGGGAGGAAGGAUACAAUUCUUACAGAGCCUAUCGCUCUAGAUUUGAUGUUUGUGCUACUCUUUGCCAGCUUUGAGACUACAUCCCUGGCACUGACUUUAGCCGUAAAAUUGCUGGCAGAGCACCCCGUGGCAUUAAAAGAAUUAACGGAAGAACAUGAAGCAAUAGUUAGGAAGAGGGAAAAUCCAGAUUCUGCACUUACAUGGAGUGAAUAUAAGUCAAUGACUUUUACAUUUCAGAUUAUCAAUGAAACAGUCAGGCUGGCAAAUAUAGUUCCUGGAAUAUUCAGAAAAGCACUACAAGAUGUCAAUUUCAAAGGUUAUACCAUUCCUGCUGGUUGGGGCGUUAUGGUCUGUCCUCCAGCUGUGCACCUUAAUCCUUCCAGAUAUAGAGAUCCCCUUGAAUUCAACCCAUGGAGAUGGGAGGGGUUUGAAUUGAAUGGUGCAACUAGAAACUUCAUGGCAUUUGGAGGAGGCAUGAGAUUUUGUGUUGGAACAGAGUUCACUAAGGUGCAAAUGGCUGUCUUUCUGCACUGUUUGGUGACUAAGUACAUGUGGCAAGGAAUCAAGGGAGGAGAUAUUCUACGAACUCCUGGUUUACAGUUUCCAAAUGGUUACCAUGUCCAGCUUUCUGAAAAAUUCAAACCAACAGAGAAACCGACAACAUAUGUGAAACGAUGA
Messenger RNA from Coffea eugenioides, 1455 nucleotides. Its product is annotated as cytochrome P450 87A3. The transcript has 9 exons. Gene Ontology annotation, biological process: sterol metabolic process. Lineage: Eukaryota; Viridiplantae; Streptophyta; Magnoliopsida; Gentianales; Rubiaceae. The record is from RefSeq and is a predicted model, not a curated record. The coding region runs from base 1 to 1455 and encodes 484 amino acids. Gene Ontology annotation, molecular function: monooxygenase activity; heme binding; oxidoreductase activity, acting on paired donors, with incorporation or reduction of molecular oxygen.